UAAGAGAAUGAAUAUAAAAAAGUAAUUGGGAAUAAAAAAUCAAUGAAUGGGAAGCGAAAAAAAGAAAAAAAAGAAAAAAGUUUAAUCCAUUUGACGAAGCUAUGGUCUAUGGAUCCUAAAGAAAGCAAAAAAGUGCGGAAGACCAGAAACAAACAGAAGCCAAAAAAGGGAGCACAAUGAAUUGGCAUAACCCGAAAAUAAAUUUCAAUCCACAUAUCCAUUUGCAACCAAAUUGACGAACGAACCAAAAAAGGGAAAGAAAGGUAGUUUAAAAGGGGGAAAGUGGGGUCCCAUAAUCCCACACAGCGACAACCCAUUUCACCAUGGCUUCUCUUCACAGAAAGCAAGCUAUUCAUGCCUGCUUUCUCUUCCUCUUCCUUUUCUUCUCUCUGCCAUCUCUCUCCGUCUCUGUCACUGAAGCCGAAGCUUCGUAUCUCACUCGUCGUCAACUCUUGGCUCUCAAAGAACACGAUCAACUCCCAGAUGACUACAAAUACCAACUUGACAUUCCUGACACUUUUCCAAAUGAGAGGUUGGAGAAGGCUUAUGUAGCCCUUCAGGCUUGGAAAUUGGCCAUCUAUUCCGACCCCCAGAACAUUACCGCCAAUUGGGUUGGCGCCGAUGUCUGUUCUUACAACGGCGUCUUCUGUGCUCCGGCGCUCGAUGACCCAAAUAUCGAGGUUGUGGCUGGCAUUGAUUUGAACCAUGGUGACAUUGCAGGGUACUUGCCGCCGGAAAUUGGCCUUAUGACCGAUUUGGCUCUCUUCCAUAUCAACUCCAACAGGUUCUGUGGAAUCAUUCCUUCCAGCUUCUCCAAGCUCGUUCUCAUGUUUGAGUUCGAUGUCAGCAACAACCGCUUCGUCGGCCAUUUUCCUCUUGUCGUCCUUGAAUGGCCCAGUGCUAAGUUCCUUGAUCUCAGGUACAAUGACUUCGAAGGAGAAAUCCCCUCCACACUCUUCACCAAGGAGUUCGAUGCCAUCUUCUUAAACAACAACAGAUUCACCUCCUUGAUCCCCGAAACCAUCGGAAACUCCACCGUCUCCGUUGUCUCCUUCGCCAACAACGAAUUCCACGGCUGCAUUCCCAACACCAUUGGCCACAUGUCCAACCUCAACCAGAUCCUCUUCAUCGGCAACAAGCUCGGCGGCUGUUUCCCACCUGAGAUCGGAAAACUCAUCAAUCUCACUGUAUUCGAUGCCAGCGCCAAUGGCUUCAUCGGACACUUGCCUGAAUCCUUAUCGAGCCUUCAAAACUUGGAGAUUAUCGACGUUAGUAACAAUGAACUGAGGGGCUCUGUUUCUGGAGGCCUUUGCAAGUUGCCCAAAUUGGCUAACUUCACUUUCUCCUUUAAUUAUUUUGAUGGAGAAGAUGCGGCGUGUGUUGAAUCUAAGGGAUCUGAGAAGCACUAUGAUGAUGUUCAAAAUUGUUUGGCAAAUCGACCGGAGCAAAGAGAUGCAAAUAAAUGUAGCGUUGUCUUGAAGAAAUCAGUGGACUGUGGAAACUGUGGUGGGUCGGGUUCUCCCGAGGUGCCGAUGACUCCUGAGGAUCCAUUUGAUCAAUCUCCAUCGCCGAGACAUAGGCCUCCACCACCUCCGGUGACCUCUCCACCGGACUCGAUCGACACCUCUGUCCCAGAAGUUGGAACUCCACCUUCUCCAAGUGAGACCUCCGUUCCAUCAUUAGCACCAUCCCCCGUUCCGUCCUCACCACCUACAGUUGGAGCACCAGUUCCAUCCCUGGCUGAAUCUCCCGAACCACCAGUUCACUCACCACCACUCCACGUUCACUCACCGGCUCCACCAGUCCAUUCCCCGCCACCACCAGUCCAUUCUCCUCCCCCACCAGUUCAUUCCCCACCACCCCCUGUCCAUUCUCCUCCACCACCGGUUCACUCUCCUCCACCACCUGUCCACUCUCCUCCACCACCUGUCCACUCCCCACCACCCCCUGUCCACUCUCCUCCACCACCGGUCCAUUCUCCACCACCACCGGUCCACUCUCCACCACCACCGGUCCACUCUCCACCACCACCGAUGCACUCUCCGCCGCCACCAGUCCAUUCUCCACCACCUCCAACUGCAUCUCCUCCUCCUCCUCCCACCCCGGUCCACUCUCCACCCCCGCCGGUGCACUCUCCGCCGCCACCAGUCCAUUCUCCACCACCUCCAACUGCAUCUCCUCCUCCUCCCGAGCCAUUACAUUCCCCACCACGCCCUGUCCAUUCUCCUCCACCAUCGAUUCCCUCCCCACCAUUCCCUAUCCACUAUCCUCCACCACCGAUUCACUCCCCCUCACCCCCUGUCCACUCUACUCCACCCCCCCCUCCCGUUCAUUCCCCACCUCUACUGGUUCACUCCCUACACCCACCGGUCCACUCCCCACCCCCACCGGUUCAUUCUCCACCAUCACCUGUUUACUCCCCAUCGCCAACAGUCCAUUCUCCACCACCUCCAACUGCAUCUCCUCCUCCUCCUCCCUGUUCUUCUCCACCACCAACAUUCGAGGACGUCAUCCUCCCAACAAAUAUCGGCUCCGAAUACGCAUCACCGCCUCCACCACUAUUUCAUGGUUAUUGA
Benincasa hispida (wax gourd) is the source of this 2576-nucleotide messenger RNA. The record is from RefSeq and is a predicted model, not a curated record. Lineage: Eukaryota; Viridiplantae; Streptophyta; Magnoliopsida; Cucurbitales; Cucurbitaceae.